Messenger RNA from Gigantopelta aegis, 2041 nucleotides. RefSeq lists its product as uncharacterized. Gene Ontology annotation, molecular function: protein binding. Gene Ontology annotation, biological process: multicellular organism development; cell differentiation. Lineage: Eukaryota; Metazoa; Mollusca; Gastropoda; Neomphalida; Peltospiridae. The transcript has 7 exons. The record is from RefSeq and is a predicted model, not a curated record. Bases 84 to 1730 code for a protein of 548 amino acids.
CAUAUCAGAAUAGAACAAACACGGUCCGCGGUGCGCAUUUAGUUAUCAACAGACAUCUGCCAGAUUGCAACGAUUUUCCAGCCAUGUUUCGAAACGUAAUAUUUGCUGUGACCAUAAUCAUUUUGGCCAGAACUGACGUGUUGGAUGGCGCGAUACCACCAGACGUCUGUGCGUUUUUCGAAAAGGUUAAUUGCUCUACGUUCAGACCUAGACUAAUAUGUGCUUCUGACGGAACCACCUUCCCCAAUGAUUGUGAAUUCGGCAAAAGGCGUUGUGUGGACGAGUCUGUGCAUGUGUUAAUUGACGGCCAGGUGUGUCCUACUACCCCCCCUGAGCCCAGCACCAUCUCGCUACCCUCCUGGUGCCGUGUGCUACUGGCACAGAGCUGCGACAGUUACCCACCUAGAAUAAUCUGUGGCUCCGAUGGUAUAACCUACUCGACAGCGUGUCAUUUUUCAAAAGCUCACUGCCAUAAUCCAUCACUAAACGUGACCUACGACGGUAAGGGAUGUUUCUUUACGCUCACAUCGACGUCACAUCCGGUGAUUACGACUUCCGGCAAUUUAUUAUCCACCGUUGCAGUGAUUGAUCUUAGUUGUAACAUCACGAAUCAGCUGAUAUGCGAUGACUAUGCACCGAAGUUUAUAUGUGCGUCAAACGGCCAAACAUACAGAACAGAAUGUGAUUUUGCUAAAGAACAUUGUAAAAAUACAUCACUUAAGAUAAUACCUGACGGACAUGGAUGUUCGGUGACGACGUUUAGUACUGCAGCUACGGUAAUCACACAAAAGACACAAGCAGCUUCGAAGACGGCCCAGGCAUCACCAACGGCAAUACCAGACACUUCUGUGAAACUUGUAACUCACACGACAAAAGCAGCACUUACAGCAACGACUGCAAAAACAAAUACAAAUUCUGGGAAAACUGUUACUCACAAAACACAAACAUCACAUACAGCAAAAACAGACACUACUUCUGAGAAAACCGUUACUCACAAAACACAAACAUCACAUACAGCAACUACAGCAAAAAUAGACACUACUUCUGGGGAAAUCUUCACGCACAAGACACAAGCAUCACAUACAGUAACUACAGCAAAAACAGACACUACUUCUGGAAAAAUUUUAACUCAAAGAACACAAACAUCACAUACAGCAACUACAGCAAAAACGGACUCAACGUCUGAAAAAAUCUCAACUCACAAGACACAAACAUCACAUACACCAACUACAGCAAAAACAGACACUACUUCUAAGAAAAUUUUAACUCACAAGACCCAAGCAUCACAUACACCAACUACAGCAAAACCACAGAUAACAAAGACGUCUACAAUUUCGGCAAUUCCAAAACCAACUCCAACUCCCAAAUCAUCUUUUGAUCUUUUGUGUCGUCUGCUUAUGUCGUUUGAAUGCAAUAAGCACCUGAAUGUUGUUUGCACAACAAAUGGCAAUUACAGAAACACGUGUGAAUACCAGAAAGCGAAAUGCGUACAGCCCAACAACAUACAUCGCAUUCACGAUGGUUUCUGCAACACAGGCGAAGGUUACCCUAGCAACCCGUCACCACAUGAAAUCGCCUGCCGUGCAGUUCUAAAAGUCACGUGUCCCAGUCGCGGACCUGCCGUGUGCGACCACCAGGGGCAGACGUACACGAACUUCUGCGAACUGGAAAAAACUAAAUGUCUCAUUCAUGGAAUCGAGAUAGCUGCCUGCCCCAAAUCAUCCAGCUGAUUGUGGAAAUUCGAAAGAAAAAAAAUAUAUUAGAUACGACAGCGCAUCGUCGUCUUUAUACAACUAUUUAAUUUCCACAUAUUGAUGCUUUAACAAACAUCACAGUAACAAAGCUAUGGUCACGUUGUUGUCUCUAAGGGUUGGUCUAGAAUUUAUCACAUGGGGGUGCGGUAGGGGGGCACUAUAAUUAUUAUUUUCUACGAGGUGGGUCUGUUGACAUUUUAUUCUUUAGAAAUUGAUGAAAAGAAAUAAGAAAACACAUAAAUAGUAACAGAAAACAUUGACUGCAAAUAAAAGCUUCAUUCACAGAA